Molecule: messenger RNA, 322 nt
Organism: Amoebophrya sp. A120
Lineage: Eukaryota; Dinophyceae; Syndiniales; Amoebophryaceae
Source: the annotation of a GenBank genome assembly
GAGCCGCCACCCCCGAUCCGGUGCGUGUCGCACGUCGGCUGGUUGUACGUGUUGGAACCAAGAAGUGCGUGCAGUUGUACUAGCGGGGAGGAGCUCCAGAUGCUUGACGCGCAGGAUGACUCCGCGCAAUUGUCGGACUUCAAGGUGACGAUUUGGAACCCGCGUACGGGCGCGUCGCUUGGUUCCAUGUCAGCACACGAGAUCGCCGUCCGGGCCGAGGGAGAUCUGUGGCAUGCGUUUUUUGCGGAGCCCAUUGGUGGCGCGGUGCCGCCCGACCUGUCUUAUUUUUCUGGGAUUCUCGACACUGCCGAGGACCUGCCGC